AAUUAAAUUAUCCGUUUUGUUUGUCCUUCAGAUCACAGAGAUGGGCAAGGACUCGCUCCCCGCCUGGCUGCACUGGGACGCCAGCAGCAGAGUCCUGCAGGGUCUACCUCUGGAGGAGGACAAGGGCGUCUAUUACAUCUCGGCAUCCAUCUCCAACCACACAAAGUCCUUGUCUUCCUCGGAGGUGUUCUCCAUCGAGGUUCACCCGGAAGAUCAUCUGGACUCGGACUCGGCCCAGCUGGCGUCCAACCAGGCCUCGGGGGAAGACGACGCCCACCCGUUCGCCUGUAGCAACGAGGAACCCGUCACGGUGCUCACGGUGAUCCUGGACGCCGAUUUGACCAAGAUGAGUUCAGUACAGAGAGUGGAGCUCCUGGAUGACAUGCAGAGCUUCUCCAGGGUCGGGCUCCAGCACAUGAAGAUCCUCCCGGUGGUCAACAACCGGCUGUUCGACAUGUCUGCGUUCAUGGCCGGGCCGGGGAACGCCAAAAAGGUGGUGGAGAACGGCGCUUUGUUGUCAUGGAAGCUCGGCUGCUCCCUGGACCAGAGCACGGUCCCAAAUAUCAACAGUGUCCAGGGUCCUGCGAAAGAAGGCUCCAUGUCAGCCAAGCUGGGCUACCCGGUGGUGGGGUGGCACAUCGCCAACAAGAAACCCCACGUCCCGAAGCGGGUCAGGCGCCAACUAAACAACACCCCCACCCCUGUUCUGGCAGUGGUUCCUCCAACGUCCGUAGUGGAGCCUCCGGUGAGGAUUAUUCCAACCAUCUCCUCUCCCUCUAUUGCUGCCCCAACUGAAAGCUCUGCUCCCCCUGUGAGAGGCCCCGUUCCCCUCCCGGGCAAGCCUACAAUUAGAGUUCGGGACCCCAUUAACCAUACCCCCACCAUGGGACCCCCUCAACCAACAAGGGUAAUGGAAACCACCAGCACCCUUCCAAUCCAGCCAACCAUGACCAGACCGACUUUUGUGGAGGCCACUGCUACACCACCUUCACCUACGAGAAGACCUACCAAGAAACCCAAGAGACCCAAAACCACACCAGUGCCAAGAGAGACAAAGACCUCCACAGCUAAGCCGUCCAGGCGUACUACACCAUCCCCGGCCGUUGUCCCGGACCCGUACAAUGAGAAACCCGUCCUGCGUAACCCAAUCGACCAGGUCAAUGCUUUGGUGGGCACCUAUUUCGAAGUAAAAAUCCCAUCGGAUACAUUCUUUGAUAAAGAGGACGGGACAACUGACAAGCUGCGACUAACUUUGAGACAGAACCACAAUGAAGUGGUUGGCGAGGGUUCGUGGAUCCAGUUCAACACCACCAGCCAACUUCUCUACGGCCUGCCUGAUUCCCAGCAUGUGGGGAAACACGAAUACUUCAUGCAGGCCACUGACAAAGGUGGCCUGAAAGCGAUGGACGCUAUAGAGGUCCGCGUGAACCGCUGGCCCGCCAAUGAUAAGACCCCUGUGAUCUUUACGGCCCGAUUUGAAGGAGAGCCGCGUUCAAUUACAAACGACAUCCACAAGAAGAUCCUUCUGGUGAAAAAGCUGGCGUUGGCACUUGGGGACCGCAACAGCAGUACAGUCAGUCUACGAAACAUCACCAAAGGGUCGAUAGUGGUGGAGUGGACUAACACGAGCCUCCCGCAUCACCCUUGUCCAAAGGAACAGCUCACAGUGAUGAGCAGGACGCUCGCCAGUGCUGACGGAAAACCCUCGCCGAAAUUGAGGGACUUCAUGGAACCUGAAUUCAGACCAUUGGAUGUUAAGGUCAAAGGAAGGGCCAGCUGCAGAACGUAUUCCUUCAUCCCGCCUGGAGAGAUUGAAAUACCAGAACCUCCAGCUGUCACUCCAGCAAUGGGAACCGGCCGGCAGAGCACUGAUGACGUCUACCUCCACACGGUCAUUCCUGCCGUGGUUGUGGCGGCCAUCUUGUUGAUAGCGGGCAUAAUUGCGAUGAUUUGCUACAGGAAGAAACGGAAGGGCAAGCUGACCAUCGAGGACCAGGCCACCUUCAUCAAAAAAGGGGUGCCGAUCAUCUUCGCAGAUGAGCUCGAUGACUCUAAGCCACCUCCAUCUUCCAGUAUGCCCUUGAUUCUGCAGGAAGAGAAGCCCCCACUCCCGCCGCCGGAGUACCCCAACAUGGCCACGCCAGAGACCACGCCCCUGAACCAGGAACUUCUCGGGGAGUACACAGCUCUGCGGGACGAGGACCCCAACGCGCCUCCCUACCAACCACCGCCUCCCUUCACCACUCCCAUGGAGGGCAAGGGUUCACGUCCCAAGAACAUGACCCCCUACAGAUCGCCACCCCCCUACGUGCCACCUUAAGACUCGUUUAACCCUCCUCUGAUCGGGGGAAGGGAACGGAUGCCUGAGGAACAGUGACGGUUUUCAUUCUAGUGUUGGUCUGUCUGGACAUUUACAGGGAGAGAUGAAAAGAGGUGCUAAAAUACAAAACAGCUACAGGGGACUUUGGUUUUUGGGGGGGAGGGGGAGAGAGGUGAUUGGUUGAAACAGCUGGGAGGAACUACUGUUUUAGUGGUAGCCCAGCUCAUACAGUGGCUUAAGACAAAUGGUCGUCAGGUUGUCUUUUUGGAUCGACCGGUUGGUCAGAAGCGACGAUGGAGAUCGGGAGACGUGCUCUCCUUUCCCAGCCUUUCAUUUGUUUCUCUGUUCAUUUAAAACACAGUUUUUCAUCAUUAUCCCAUUAUAAGUCUUUCUUUUCUGGACUGAAUCGUUUGCCUAACAACUCGUCUUUUGGUCUUGCUUUUUAAAUAAAACGAGAAGACAGUGGACGGCCAUCGGUGCACUGCAGGCAACACCUUCGUUGUUUUUUUUUAAAUAACGAGAGGAGGAUUCUGUGAAUGUGAAAAAAGCUCUCACGAGGAUCUCAGAUCAGCCCUGCAGACAACACGAGGGAAUGGGAGGCCGAGGAGUGUGUGUCUGAGUGUGUGUGUCUGAGUGUGUGUGUGUUUAUUCAGAUUCAAUACGGUUUGCCUUUUAACACUUGUCUGUUUCUAUCCUUAAUCACAAUGUCUAUUAAAGGUGAAUGAAUAACAACGUAGCCUAAAAAAGGAUUUAGAGAAUAAUAAUAAUAAUUAAUUUGUUUGUUUUUGGGGUUUUAAAAUUCACUGUAUAUCUGGAAGAUGUUCUGUUAGAUUGUGUUAUAUUUUCUUCGUGGUGGGAGAAAGGGACUGCUUUGCUAAAAUAACCUGCAGAGUCCUUUUUAUUCCUGUUUUCUGGUAGAACGUCUACAGUCCGUGACUUUCCUCUCGGUUUCCCCCGUCCCCUCCGCUGCAGCAAAGCUGGGUGGGAUGGGGUUAAUGUGAGAAAACAUGACGCACUGUUUUUGCACGAAAGAGAUUAUAUAAAUAACUUGUAAAUGCAGAGUUUUGAUGUGGAUUUGGAUGCAAAAUGUAUACUUUUAUGCAGAUUUCAGUACAUGGAAUUUGACGUCAGUUCGGCAAAAGUGUCACAAAACUCCAGUAAAACUUAAACGCCAUGUCUAGAGCUGCACUAUACGAAACUAUUUUAAAGUCAAAAUUGUCAAUUGUCACGUCCCAAAGGGCCCACCCAGUUUUAAGUGCACAUCUCUCACCGUGUGUUGCCUAUAUUAAAUGUCUGAGUGGACAAAAAGGACAUGCGGAGUUCCCCAAGGCUCCAUUCUGGGGCCUCUACUGUUGGUUUGAGUUAAUUGGUUUAAUACUUGGACUGCAGCUUGUUUAAUGAAUAUCUUUGAGUUGUGGACAAAACAAGACAUUGGAGGACAUUGUCUUGUGUGUCACCCCCCCCCCCCAUUUUUCUGACAUUUUAUAACCCAAAGAACUAAUCCAAUAAGAGAAUGAACAACAUCUUUAGUUGCAGCCCUAAACAUGUCUGUCUUUUUCUACAUUCAUACAGUACCUUUACAAACAGGAACAGGACUCCCUCAGUUUAUUUUGGACCAGGGAUAAUUAUUUUUUUAUGCAACGAGGCAGUCCUCUCCCCCCCCCCCCCCCCCCCCCCCCCCCCGUCAGCGGAGACCUUUUGCGUGCCAUAGAGACCGUCCCAGAUGGGAUUGUACAGAAACAUUUUAGAGGAGAUGAUUGAGAUUUAGAAGGAAGAAAGUACCUCGAAUUUCAACAAUUUUGCUCGCUGAAAUAAAUAAACGGUCUACAAAAAAAAAUCUCCUAAUUUUUUUACCAAGUUUUUGAUACAGACUCAAAUUUUUUGAUUUAUUAAAAAGAAAAUAACCUGAUUAUUAAUAAUUAGUCUUUUGUGAUUUGUCAAAUCUUAGCCUAGAAGUUUGACUAUGAUUCAAUUAUGUAUGCGUUUUCUUUUUCUUUUGUGACACGGGUCACAUAUUUCAAGUGUUUUAUUUCAUUGUGUGUGUGUGUGUGUGUGUGUGUGUGUGUGUGUGUGUGUGUGUGUGUGCGUUUGUGUGUGCGCGCAUAUCAAAUUGUAUCUCCCACUAUACAAAGAUGGAAUGACCCAUAUUUUAUGUAAUCACAGUUUAUUUUUAUGUCCUGUUAUGUUUGCUAAUGAGUUUCAACUGAAAGUGACCCUUUGCAAUAAUAAUGUAAGGCGCGGUUGCCCCGGCAACCGGCCGAUGCAGCUCGACUGACUCGUAUUGUCAUAAUAUUGUUGGUUUUUGCAGAAUGCCAAGGCUUUUUUGCUUAUCAAGUGUGCAUUGUCAUAAUAAAACCAACAGGUACGAUAAAAACAAA
Molecule: messenger RNA, 4698 nt
Organism: Etheostoma cragini (Arkansas darter)
Lineage: Eukaryota; Metazoa; Chordata; Actinopteri; Perciformes; Percidae
Product: dystroglycan-like
Exons: 3
Coding region: 41-2320 (759 amino acids)
Biological process (GO): axon guidance; morphogenesis of an epithelium; muscle attachment
Cellular component (GO): dystroglycan complex; dystrophin-associated glycoprotein complex; sarcolemma
Molecular function (GO): laminin binding; calcium ion binding
Source: RefSeq, a predicted model, not a curated record